Micropterus salmoides (largemouth bass) is the source of this 522-nucleotide messenger RNA. RefSeq names its product mitochondrial ribosomal protein S18C (gene mrps18c). Bases 64 to 456 code for a protein of 130 amino acids. The transcript has 6 exons. Gene Ontology annotation, biological process: mitochondrial translation. The record is from RefSeq and is a predicted model, not a curated record. Gene Ontology annotation, molecular function: structural constituent of ribosome; small ribosomal subunit rRNA binding. Gene Ontology annotation, cellular component: ribosome; mitochondrial small ribosomal subunit. Lineage: Eukaryota; Metazoa; Chordata; Actinopteri; Centrarchiformes; Centrarchidae.
GAAAACCAAGCGACGCCCCGGAGGGUUCCCGCUUGACAACAUCCGGUCGUGUGUCAGGUCAAAAUGCUCGCAUUGAGAGGCUUUCAGAGACUAAAACCUGUUUUAUCACCUCAUGGAAACACAAGUUUGAGGAGUCUGACUGCGGCUUCAAAUGUAGUCCUGCAGAAAGAAGACACGCUUGUUAAAAUGGAGAACCCGUUCAAAGAACCGCAGAAAGGAUGCACUCUGUGCAAGGUCACCGUGGACUACAAGAACAUCCAGCUGCUGUCUCAGUUCAUCUCACCGCACACGGGCAGAAUCUACGGCCGACACAUCACAGGCUUGUGUGGAAGGAAACAAAGAGAAGUCUCAAAAGCUAUAAAGAAAGCUCAUUCAAUGGGUUUCAUGUCUGUGACCCACAAACAUCCACAGUUCAUGAGGGAUCCCAACAUCUGUGGUAUCAAAGAUCUGGAUUAGUCUGUGUGUUCUCUCUCGUGUUGAAUCUGUAAUCGUUUUGUUUAUUAAAGGCUGGAGUCGCUCUGA